Messenger RNA from Peronospora belbahrii, 2403 nucleotides. The record is from the annotation of a GenBank genome assembly. Lineage: Eukaryota; Oomycota; Peronosporomycetes; Peronosporales; Peronosporaceae.
AUGCAAAUGUUGGCACAAGUGAACGGUUUCUCGUCCAGCGUGAUGGUGAUUAAGAAUGAUGAUUUUCAUGGCGAAUUUACUAGUGCUUGGGAUGCCUUUGUUGCUCAUACGAAUGCAAUUGCAAUGGCUUACAAGAUUGACGUUGUACGCAAUGUUGUUAUUUCUCCUGGUCCAGGUCAUCCAGCAGAAAUAAAGGAUUUCGGAAUGUGUGCCGACGCUAUUCGUUCUGCUAUUGCACCAGUAUUAGGCGUGUGUCUAGGACAUCAGGGAAUGGCACAAGUCUAUGGUGGAAAAGUGAUACAAGCAAAACAAGUCAUGCAUGGCCGUACGAGUCGUGUAUUUGUGGAAGAAGAGGACACGUUGUUGUUUGCUCAUGUCCCUAAUGGAUUUCAAGCAGUGCGAUAUCAUUCGUUGGUCAUUGACCCGCUCAACGUGCCUAAAGAACUUGACGUCAUUGCUCGAACGGAUGAUGGAGUAAUUAUGGCUAUACGCCAUCGGGCCAAGCAGCAAUUUGGCGUGCAGUUUCACCCGGAAGCGGUGUGUAGCGAGUCCGGCUACCAACUCUUUCAGAACUUUCGCGAUAUUACAUUGGGUCAUUGCACCUCAAAGUGUAAACUCCAUCAUAGCACUCACUCAGAGCACGAUGAUAACAUGCAGUCUGAAGACAAGGAGAAACGUAAUAAACAAGCGCCAAUCUAUCGUGUGUUGAUUCAGCGCGCCUCGAGAAGACUUGCAUCGUUAGAGUUUGCUGAGUUUGUCUUUGAGGAAUUGUUUGGCAAGUCGAAGAGAUCGUUCUGGCUUGAUAGUAGCAACCACGAUACGGUUGUAGGUACCGAAGCAGCAAUCCAGUCUCGCUGCUCGAUUAUGGGUGACAAUACUGGACCCUUGAGCUAUUGUGUAGAGUAUAAUGCUAGUACGGUGGAGCUGCGUGUGCGUCGCUGCCCGACAAAUGUUGACGACGAGUACGUGGAGAUGUUACCACAGCAAAAUAUUCUGACUCAUGUUCGAGACGUGAUGCAAAAAUACAAGUGUCACGACGUUACGUUUGAGGAUGUUGAACUUGAUCAAGAGGUACAUGCUGAAGUACCUUUUGCCUUCCGCGGCGGUUUUGUGGGCUACCUUGGAUAUGAAGUACUGGGUAGCGAGCAACAGAACAAGGAGCAACUUAACGGUAAUACUAACGAAGUACGCGGGGAGCGUGCCCCGGAUGCUUCAUUUCUGCUUGUUGACCGAGCACUGGUAUUUGAUCAUCUUGAAGGUCAUAUCUACUCACUUUCUCUUAGCGAAGCCGACGGUGAAAGCACAAAUGUGAAUCAGGACUGGCAUAAGAAAAUGAAGAAGCAACUGAAACGACUUUGUGAAAAGUUCUGUCAAAAGGCUGACGUAUGUUCACUACUAUCGUCAAAAGUCACCACACGAAAUGAUGAAGUCAUCUUCCGCCCGUCUCGAAGCCGAGCACAAUACGUCGCUGACAUUGAGGAGAUUCAACGCUUGAUUCGUGAAGGUGAGACCUACGAAGUAUGUUUGACAAACACAUUGUGUGCGGAGUAUGCUCUGCGCGAUCCAUUGGCAUUCUAUCGUAUGCUGCGUCAUAAGAACCCAGCACCGUUCGCUGGGUUCUAUUUAAGCAAUCCAAAUAAUCGCUUUCAGACUCCAGUCCAGCUCAACGGGUCAGAAAGUGUCCUUGCUGCGGAGGAUACUUAUGCAAUAUGCUGUUCGUCACCCGAGCGAUUUUUACGGUUGGGAGUUGAUGGGUGGAUGGAGUCCAAGCCUAUUAAAGGGACACGCCGACGCGGUUGCGGUCCUAGCGAAGACGCCGCCAUUGCCGCAGAACUUGAGAACUGUGAGAAAGAUCGAGCGGAGAAUAUGAUGAUUGCUGAUCUUGUGCGCAAUGACUUCGGUGUCGUGGCACGUGUCGGAUCGGUAUACGUGCCGCGGUUGAUGGGUGUAGAAACGUAUGCUACUGUACACCAGCUCGUGACUACCGUUCGUGCUCAACGCAACGAGGAUGCGGACAUAGUGGAUGUGUUGCGAGCUACUUUUCCCGGUGGGUCUAUGACUGGAGCGCCCAGAAAGCGCACGAUGCAUAUCAUCCGAGAGCUUGAGCGCGCUCCACGUGGUGUGUAUUCGGGAGGUCUAGGCUUCUUGUCGAUUGACGGUAGCUGUGAUUUGAACAUUAUCAUCCGCACAGCAAUCGUGACUCCGAACAGUGUGGCGCUUGGUGCCGGUGGUGCUAUCGUGGCACUCUCAGAUUGUGAUGAUGAGUAUGAUGAAAUGCUGCUGAAAGCGCGAGCUCUAGUAGCUACGAUUGGUGCCUACGUUACAGGCAAAGAAGACGGUUCUGGUGCUCGAGUGGUUGUAAACUCAAGUUCAGAUCAGAUAUGCUUACCCAAUGCCAACUAA